AUGCGCCUCACCUCGCUGCUGCUGAGCAAGAUACCGAAGCGGUACGCCUACGCCAACUUCCCCGAGCGGUUCAUCAAGAGGCAGACGGACUUUGUGGAGUGGCGGACGCCGCCCUAUCCGAACUACCAGCCGCGGACCGUUCGCUACCGCAAGCAGCCCUACUACGACAUCCACCGCCCCUGGACGACGGAGUUCGCCGACCAGAAUGCGCCCAACGCGAAGCACCCGAAGAUCUACGUGGAGCCGAUCCGGAACUUCCCCGUCUUCGUCGGCGACACGGUGGCGGUGCUGCGGGGCAAGGACAAGGGCAAACGGGGCACGGUGAGCUACGUGGUGGCCGAACGGAACUGGGUCUGCGUCCGCAACCUCAACCUCGAGUACAGCAUGACGCAGCGGGAGCGGCGCUUUCCGGGCGUCAUCAACACCAUCGAGCGGCCGUUGCUGCUGCCNGCACGGUGA
Rhagoletis zephyria (snowberry fruit fly) is the source of this 459-nucleotide messenger RNA. Lineage: Eukaryota; Metazoa; Arthropoda; Insecta; Diptera; Tephritidae. The record is from RefSeq and is a predicted model, not a curated record.